Molecule: messenger RNA, 1983 nt
Organism: Penicillium atrosanguineum
Lineage: Eukaryota; Fungi; Ascomycota; Eurotiomycetes; Eurotiales; Aspergillaceae
Exons: 1
Coding region: 1-1983 (660 amino acids)
Source: RefSeq, a predicted model, not a curated record
AUGGCUCAACGUCAGCUCUCGCGUACGCUCCCCAAGAACUUUACUUUCCCCUCUAUCAGCGCCGACGGGCCCAAGACCCCCGAACGUCCCUCCGCCUCGAUCGACGUUCCUCCCCCGCCGCGUCAUUCCAUCUCCAGCUGCCGCCUGCCUCGAGUUCGCGUUCGUUCCGGCACUGAUGUCUGCGCACGGAUGGAUCUGGAUAUCUUUCGGUUCCAAGGUAACCAGGAUGUCGCUCUGCCCUCCAUCGAAGUGAACAAUCAGAGCGUCGCGCCUGACGCGUCCUUUUCCGAUGAACCCACCAGCGAUGAACGCUUCCUUGCACCCCCGCGCCAGCGCAUGGUCUUCAAGACACCUCCUGCACAGAUUGCCGGCGCGGAACACGACGGCUGCGACACCGAAAGCCAGUGGCCGUCGUGGGAUCAGACACCCGCCGCCUACAACAUCUCCCGCCCCGACUCCGCCUGUUCAAACCACUCCGACUCAUCUAUCGAGUCAAUCGAGACUUUUGCUUCGCGGCCUUCAGUAGGAGGAAGCUGUACGAGUGCUGAGAGCGACUUUGACUCCUAUUUCCCUCUUGAGUUCCCCAAAGAGCCCGAGAUGAGCUCUCCCACCCUGCCCAAGAAGCACAAGGUGAUGCGCUCCCAAAUGAAGGAUAAGUCGUGGAGUCGCGAAAUGGAUAACCACUUGUGGAACACAUAUCAGAUGUACCUGCAGGAUCCUACCAUGACUCCUUUCAAGAUGACCCCGGGCAGUAUCCCGCCGCUAGGCGUUACGUCUCGAGUCUCCCGCCGUGCCAAGAAGACCUGGGAGAAGAACCAUCGCAUUAUCGGGUCUUACUCCACACAGAAUACUGACCGGAGCGGUAGCUCUACUCCAAAAGCAGUUGAUGGUGCCACCCAGACUGCUUGGCCCAAGUCCGAUGCUAAGACGCGUCGACGACUCAAGCUGCUUUGUCGCCGCAAGUUCUGCAUCAUGCCUCAUUACCAGCGCAUGAUGCAGUCUCGCAGCCCAGAGCCUGCUGCAGACAUGCUCGGCGCGAACGCGGAAUCGCAUAUCCGUGAUUUCGCAGACAAUAGCACUGCAGCUUACGGCACUCGCGACCUCGGUGUUUCCCUUAUCUCCACGUAUGACCCUACUCCGCUUGCACAGCUCGCUGAGACUCUUUUGCCCGAAGAGCCCAACACGGAAUGGUUCAACAACCCGGUGCAAACUCCCUCUGCCAACCACAUGCCUCCGCCCGUGAACCAGCACCUUAAUGUCCACCCUGCUCACAACAUCCCGCGCCUGGGAUCGCCCUUUGUAUACAAUACCUGGGGACCUGGAGGCUCGGGCCGUCAAGUCCAAGAUCUACCUCGCCCGGCCAGGACAAUGCAUGUGCCUGGUCGUCGUGCCCGCCGCAACACUCAUUUGGUGGAGAGAACUCCCCGGGAUUCCGAUGACGUAUUCUCCAGCGACAUUUAUGGGGAUAAGGAUCCUUCCGACACAGAAGUACAGAAUCGGUUGGAGCAUUAUAUGCGUGACAACAAGCUCCAAAGCGUGGGUCACGGCCGAGUCCGUGUACGCAACCGCGGUGCUACUACGAGUGGUGCCGUUGGUCCGCGGGAUGUUGACCAGCUUUUCUCACCUCCUUCAUCCCUCAACUCAUCUCAGGCUGAAGAGACCACCCCCGUUGCUAAGCCGCCCAACCCAUUGCUGAGCCUCCAGCAAGGCGAGAACAUCAAACGACUGGGCUCACCUUUCAAACUGGAUGGCGGAUUCAAGCGUCGCGACGCCCCUCGCCGUUUCGUCCGACACGCACCUUCGCUAUCAGACCCUUUCUUGACCGGUGGAAUCCCGCCCUAUCGUGGCACAGUGGCUAAUCCAUCUCCCAUGGAGCAGGAGAAGCCCACUGGUCCAUCACUGCAGGAUCCCUUCGAGGAAGGACUUUCCGAUGCCGAGCGUAUCCGCCGGCAAAUCCUUAACAUGCCAUUUGUGCGCCAAUAG